AUGCGUACCUCAACAAUCCUCACGGCCAUCUCUUUGGCACAAGCUACGCUUGCAGCAAUCGAGCCGAAAAGCUUUAUCUUCAUCAUUCCCGAUGGCAUGGGACCCGUUUCCCAGACAUUGGUCCGGACAUAUUUGUCUAUGAUUAACGGGAACUCAACCACUCGUGCUCCCCGAAUGGGUGCUUUGCCUAUCGAUGUUACCGUCAUCGGUAACACCAGAACUCAUUCUGCCAACAACUUAGUGACCGAUUCUGGUGCUGCGGGAACUGCUCUUGCUACCGGCUACAAGACUGAAAACGGAGCUAUCGGUGUUACGCCCGAUGGGAAGCCGGUCGGAUCUGUGAUGGAAGCUGCGAAGUUGGCAGGCUAUCUCACUGGCCUCGUUGUGACUUCACCUAUCAGUCACGCGACUCCCGCCGCUUACUUCUCCCACUCUGUGAGCAGGAACGCUCUUGACAAGAUUUCCGAACAGCAGAUUGGUUAUAGCCACCCUCUGGGCAUCAGCGUUGAUCUCAUGCUUGGUGGUGGCCGCUGCUACUUUCAGCCUCGGAAUGAAUCCGACUCAUGUCGCACAGAUGACAUCGAUCUGUUCACGUAUGCUGAAUCGAAAGGCUACUAUACUGCCCGCGAUCGUGCCGGGUUUGACGCUCUCGAGCUUGGUUUAGGCAAUAUCCAGCUUCCAUACGUGGGCCUGUUUAAGGAUGGCGACCUCAGCUACGAAGUCGAUCGCCAACAACAAGCCGCCGACGUCCGCGAACCAUCACUGUCUGAGAUGACGCAAGCUGCCCUCAACUCGCUCUCGCGAGCCAGCGCGUCCGACGACAAGGGUUACAUCAUGAUGAUUGAAGCUUCCCGCAUCGAUCACUCGUCACACGCACACGACUCUGUCGCUCAUUUGCACGAAGUCCUCGAGUUUAACAACGUUGUAAACAUGGUCAUGAAGUGGAUCGACGCGCAUCCUGAUACCGCAUUCCUCGCUGUGGCGGAUCAUGAAACUGGUGGCAUAACCAUACCCUCUCAAUACGAUCCAUCGCUACUCCAGCCUGGCAAGCAUUCAGCCGAACAUUUGAGCGAACUUUGGAGCGGCUACAACGGUACCGACAAGGCUGCAUACCUCAACAAUGAGAUAAUCCCUGCGUAUGGCCUGACCAACGUCUCCGAUGCGGAGAUCGAGAUCCUUCUCGCCGCUGGCGAUGAAUUUGCACAGGAACUUACCGACCUUCUGAAUGACCGCGCGGGGCUCGAGUGGUCAACUGGUGGCCAUACUGGCGUUGACACCACCUUGUAUGGCUAUGCUGCUGGUGGCAUGGGCGACAAGCUCGUCUUGGACAUGGCGGGUGGUUGGGACAACACUGACCUGCCCAAGUACGUUGCUGCCGCUCUGGGUGUGAAUAUGGAUGAGGUCACGGAGCUGUUGAAUGUCAACGGAACGGAGUGGGUGCCUAGGGAUGAUGAAGAAGAGCCAGAACGAAGGCGCUGA
Alternaria postmessia is the source of this 1479-nucleotide messenger RNA. RefSeq lists its product as uncharacterized. Lineage: Eukaryota; Fungi; Ascomycota; Dothideomycetes; Pleosporales; Pleosporaceae. The transcript is spliced from 2 exons. Gene Ontology annotation, molecular function: alkaline phosphatase activity. Gene Ontology annotation, biological process: dephosphorylation. The record is from RefSeq and is a predicted model, not a curated record. Bases 1 to 1479 code for a protein of 492 amino acids. Gene Ontology annotation, cellular component: fungal-type vacuole membrane.